AUGAUGAAAGGAAAAAAAAUAAAGAGCAUGAAAAGCAAAUAUAUAAGAAAUCAGGUAAAACAGACAGAAUUAGAGUGUCAAAUACUAAAUAAGUAUCUUAAAAAAGUAGAAGAAGAAAGGAAGAUAUUCGAUUUAUCCACAGUUGUACUAAAAAAAUAUAAUUCUUAUCUGAACAACAAUUUAAUUAACAACAUCGCUUUUCAUUAUUUUAGAAAUGUCUUUUUAAAUACUUGUGGAAUUCUUUUCACGAAUAGUUACACAACUUUUGAAAGUGAUAGUGACAAUGAUAUGUCCAAAGGAACUUAUCUCCGUGCUUCUGUUAAAAGGAGCAUUUCCGAUUGUACUCGAAAUAAGUAUAAUAAUAAGAAAAAUAGGAAUGCAAAUAGUAACAUAUUAUCAUGGGUAAAAUUAAAAAAGGAAAAAUACAAGCAACUGGAAAAAAAAAAGAGCAUAAUGUCAUUUGUUAAUCCAAGAAAGCAGGGUACCACAAAAAUUAAUCGCUCUUGCUACAGUUAUAAUACUUUAAAAAAUUAUAAAAAAUUAAUAGAAAGCCAGAAAAGUGAAGAUAAGCUAAAAUGGAAAAUUAGUAAAUUGAGCUUCAAUGGAAAAGAAGCGUGUAAUGAGGCAAAUGACGAAGCUGAAGUGGAGGAGGAUGUGCAAGACGAAAAUGAAUAUGAUUCCCAGAGUGACAGCGAAACAGACAUAAACAUCAAAUUGUUGAAGGAAAAAAUGAAUAUAAAUAAUUAUGAACAGGCAAGGAAAAAAAAAAAAAAAAAAAACUUUUCUAUUACAACAUUAAACGGCUAUUUGGAUAGUAAAGCAAGGGACAUCAAAUCACCGUGGAUAAAUUCACAUGAUUUUAAAAAAUAUGUAGAAGAAGCAGAGAGUGGCAAUAUAACGAAAUCGGGAUGUACAAAUAAGAACAAUAAGAACUGUAAGAGAAUAUAUGACAUAGGUUUGUCGAAUUAUAGGACAUUUACAAGUAAACAUGACCGUUCAUAUUUGGUGCACACAGAAAAUACAUUUCAUGGUCAGGAAAAAAAAAAAAAAGAAAAAAAAGGAAAAAAAGGAAAAAAAGGAAAAAAUACAUAUGAAGAACAAAUGUACACAUUGGAUGAAAAAUCUUUCUCAUACAAUUCCUUAUCAUCCAGUAGCUCGUAUUACCGAAAUAAGAACAACAUGGAUAGAAAGAAAAUGAACAAUACGAGUUACAUAGACUCUUAUAUAGAUAUGAUUAAAAAGGAUAAAAUUUUUUCAUAUUUUGAAAACAAAACAGAGACAAAAAGUAGUACAUUUUCAGACUUAAUGAAUAAUAUUAAAAAGUUGUUUUUUUUCGGUGAAAAGAAAGAUAAUGAAAAUGAAGAUUUAGAAAGUGAAAAACAAAACAAGCAAAAAGGAGAUUUCAAAAUUUUGAAAUAUCAAUGCUUAGUUAAAUCAAAAAGAGGAAAAAUUUAUUUAUGUGUUUGUCCAAAUUGUGCAAAAAAAUUUUACUUGUUAAUAAAAAAAGGCUCAAAUAAAAAAACGAUUUCAAAAGUUUUUCCACCAUCUCAUUUUUCAUCCGUAGUUGAAUAUUUAAAAAGACAAGAAACACAAUGUUUGAAUGAACAAAAAUAUGAAAAAUGUGCAGAUAGCAAAAGUUCACAACUGGAAAUCAGUUCAUUGAAGUAUUUUUAUGAGUCCGCUUCUUUCAUUGAGAAUGAAAAUAGUGUUAAUUUUUGUAAAUGCUAUACAAGGAUGAAUGAUAGUAAUAAUAAUAAUAAUAAUAAUAAUAGUGAUAAUUUUUUUGGAAAUUUAGAUAUGCUGCUUUAUUUGUAA
Messenger RNA from Plasmodium malariae, 1815 nucleotides. RefSeq names its product conserved Plasmodium protein, unknown function. The transcript has 2 exons. The record is from RefSeq and is a predicted model, not a curated record. Bases 1 to 1815 code for a protein of 604 amino acids. Lineage: Eukaryota; Apicomplexa; Aconoidasida; Haemosporida; Plasmodiidae.